AGAUGGUGCUUUUAGUCAGUUAAAGGUGAGGCAACACCUGUAAUAGCUGGCAAAAUUCAGUUUUUAUAUCAUUUGACAGUUGGUAGCAGAUGGUACGUCUAUUUACAUUGUAUUUUGUUUAUGAUAACUAAAUCAGUUAAAAAUAUUAAUGGAAUAUUAUUUUUUAUGUAAAGCUUAAAUGUCAAUACACUUGCAAAGAUUUGGUGUUCUGGCCGACGACCAGUACAAUGAAAAUACUCACGUGUUCACCUUCGUUUUUGAAAAUCCCUAUAAACUGGUUUCAGGCGAAGUAAAAAGUAUCGAGAGUUCAGAAUGUAGUUACUGUGGACAAAAAUGGUCUAUAGUUGUAAUGAAAAAAGAAGAAUACAUGGGUGUUUAUCUAAAAUGGAAAUAUUCAGAUGCCCCAUCAUUACCAUACGUUAGCGUCAAAUUAAAGUACAUCUUAGGUCUUGUCAAUAGAUCGGACUAUGGUUUAAAUAAGCAUUUUAGUACAACUCAAAAGUUUCGAAUAGGUCAGACAGUCCUAGGAAGAUCGAAAUUUAUAACGUUUAGAGAUCUAUUAGAUAUUGGCAAAGGUUUUCUAGACCAUACAGGAAAACGAUUGGUUAUGGAAUUAACGUUAUCAAAUUGUAGUCUAACGUUUACAAAGAGUAUAGAUAUUAGUAGUUCAGCAAGAACAAAGAAAAAUACAAACGGAUAUUAUUUUGAUACGCCAACAUUUGUUGCAUACGCAAAUAGAUGGUAUCUUAGAAUUUAUCCUACAAAAUUAAACUCUAAUGGUUUACCAGCAUCCUAUCUAUAUCUUGCAACUAAAUCUAAAGGUCUCGUGCUUGAAACAAAAUUUAGACUAUACCUAGAAAGUGAAUCUAGUGAGAUAUUAUUCUAUAGCUACGGUCACGGAGCUAGAUUUGAUGGUUUUGGCAGAACUUUAAAUAAUAUUCUACCAGUUAAUCAAAAAGUGGAAACGAUAUCUGUUGGUAUCGAAAUAUUACAAUUGAAUAUUACCAAAGAUUUACAAUUACCUAUUACAUCUCUAUCUAAACACCAAGAUCCUUCAGUAUCAGCUGAUCCAUUUCAAGACAAUGACGGAAAUUUAUGGAAACUGUUCAUUGAUAAUAAUUAUAAAUACCUUACUUGUCAAUUGGAUAAAGGCGUUCACCACUAUCAACAAAAUAAAACUAAAUUGCUUUGUUGGAAAGCAACGUUACGAUCACAAAUUCAGCAAAAGUUUAAAGACGUUGAAAUGUUAGGCGAUUGUAUUACUGGAUACUUUUCAAAUUUUUUAGACGAUUGCGGUCUUUUAGCUUCUUUUCCAAUAGAAAUUUCAGAAUUAAAAGAUCAAUCAACAGCAUUUACCGAUAAUGGUAACGUUAUUAUUCGUGUUAAUAUGAUUUCGAUUCAAACUUUGCCAGUUGCUAUGAAAUCUUACCCUAAAUUUGAUUAUCAAAGCAAACAAUUAAUUAGAGCAAGGCAAAGUGUAAUGGAGAAAAAUAGACGACUGGAAGAUAUGAAAGAAUUAUCGGCUUCUCAAGUCUCUUUAGGAGAUUUAAAUUCUACAUGCAGCAAAGACGGCUCUGCAGUUGGCUCUUUCAUGGAUCUAUACGACAUGGAUAAUGGUCUACAGCCUAAACCUUUGGAAAAAAAUAUUGACUCAUCCCUUAAUGAUCAACAAGCUGAAAUGACAAGAGUAUUUUGUAAAAAUCUUAUUAAUUAUCAAAUUAUCAACAACAAUGGAGAUGUCAAGACAAUCAACAAAGAAUUUAGUAGAACUAGAAAGGAUAUGGGAAAUUUCAAAGACGACGCGACCGAAAGUGGUUUGGGCAGUGAUCUCUCUUUUCACGAUGAUGUUGUGCCUUCUCAACACGAUUUAACGAGGCAAAGAGACGUUAUAACAGCCGUAAUUCAAUAUCUACAGGAGAAACUACCUAUAAAUAUAACAGAAAUUGUACAAAUGGGAUCAAUUGGAACUGAUUGCGUAACCAAAUCAAGAGCAGAUGUUGAUUUAAUUAUAUUAAGCACAGAUUUGCCAAAAACUGGGCAAGAAAGUUGGAUGAUACCAGUCAUACAGGCGACAAAGGAAUUACUGCACUAUUCUAACCAAAACGUUGACCCUUAUAGACCUUUACCAAAAUGCUCAGAAAUAAAAACUUCAUUAUCAACCGUUCAAUUUACAUGUUCUGGUGUUGAUAUUGAUAUAUUCUACUCAUACGAUUGGGAAAAAGGUUCAACAUAUAGCGAGUUAUAUAAAUGGACUUGUUCCGAAACUGAAAAGUUUCAAAAAUACUGGUUCUCGGUUGCCAGCGUACGUUUACAGAGAAAGUUUAUCAAUGAGCAAAGAAAAGAGGUCAAAGAUGUUAUAAAAAUCCUUAAGCAUUGGAGGAAUUCUAUUCAAUGGCGUAAAACUAAAUACAGGCCUGAUAGUUAUCUUCUGUCACUCCUCGUUAUAAAGUCUUGCGAAGAGACAAAAUCUACUGAUUUGACAAAGGUGGCUACGAAAUUGGGGCAAUAUAUUUUUAAUCCCGAAACUAGCAUAACGUGGAGUAAAUAUUAUCUCCCUGGAAAAUUUGAAGUUGAGUUUGAUCCUCCAUAUCCUUUAAUUCAAGAUCCUGCUAAUCCUGGGAUAAAUGUUGCUGAUUCUUUAUGCUAUUGGGGUCAAUUUAAAGCUGAAAUUAAGGAAUUAUUGCAUUCAUUGAAUGUGCCUUUACAUAAUGUACUUUCUUGAUUUAUUCGAAAAUGACAGUAGUUGAACUUAUAUCGAAAAAAAAUGAUCGAAAAAGUGAUAUUAUGCUUUCAUUUAUAACUAUCAUAUCUAUGAUAUUUUUCGUAAAAAAAAAAACACAAUUGCGCUACACUUCUAUGUCUAAACAGAAAAUUUAGGCUGAAUCGAAAAAAAACCUUGAAAAAAUGAUUGAAUUACCUUCAGAACUUUUCUUGAAAGUGGCAAAACGAAAAUUACCUAAGAGGCUUUUUAAUUAUUCAUUUUUAGAGGGAAAUAGUUUAUUUGACUUUAUUUAUAUGUAUAUCUACUUAUACAUAUAUAUAUAUAUAUAUCUUUUUAUAAUACUGUUACAAACCAGUUGGACAAGUAGCUUGCUAUUUAGUUUCGUAUUGAAUAUUAUUUAUUGGAUGUUUUUAUUGUAAAGUCAUAUUUAUCUAUAUAUAUAUCUUAUUUUUCUCUCUUUUGCGUUAUUAUUUGUUUUUAAGUCUUUUUUCUUGAUGACUGAAACAUGAUUUGUCUUUUUGCUUCCUUCUUCUGUUCUAUUUAUUCGGAAAAAAUUACGUUUGGUG
Dimorphilus gyrociliatus is the source of this 3288-nucleotide messenger RNA. The record is from the annotation of a GenBank genome assembly. Lineage: Eukaryota; Metazoa; Annelida; Polychaeta; Dinophilidae.